This is a messenger RNA of Macrosteles quadrilineatus (aster leafhopper), 1224 nucleotides long. RefSeq lists its product as uncharacterized. The transcript has 5 exons. Lineage: Eukaryota; Metazoa; Arthropoda; Insecta; Hemiptera; Cicadellidae. The coding region runs from base 1 to 1224 and encodes 407 amino acids. The record is from RefSeq and is a predicted model, not a curated record.
AUGGAAGGCUGGCUUCUGGCCCAAAGGGACCUUUGUGUUUACCGACCUCCAGCUGGCAAUAUGGAUGCUUUUAUCUCUGCCUUGGAAAUGCUUGUCCUUAGCCUUGAAAACUUAAGGAGUAAGUAUAACCUCAUUGUGGGAGUGUGUUGUGUAAGCCAAAAGAAGAAGUCUAAUUCUCAGAGGAUCACCCCUGAAAUCUUAGCAAAGAAAAAGUGGGUGAUCACGGCUUAUGAUGUGUAUAAAGUAAAAAGAACACAGCAAGCAAAGACUACUUAUAACAACUUGAAAAAGGAGUAUAGACUAGAACUGCAGGCAGCUAAGCAGAACUUCUAUGGUUUACAAAUUCAAACAGCUACCAAUCCUUGUUCGGCUGCUUGGAGGAUCAUUCGUUCCCAGACCAAGCCCUUAACUACCAGGUCGACUAACGUUUCUCCGGAUACGUUUAAUAACUUCUUCCUAGACUCUGUCCAAGUGGUAAGAGAUGACUUUGGUACUCCAGAGGUUACUGCAGUUCAGCUGAUGAGCCAAUCUCCCCAGGUGCAGACCCAACAUAAAUGGAGGCUAGUGGGGUGUGAUGACGUCAUAAAUGUGGUCCGUAGUAUGAAAAAUACUAAGACUUGCCUGAAGAAAUCGAAGGUCGUGCCUGUCUAUAAGAAAGGUGCGUGGGACGAGCCCGGGAGUUUCAGGCCUAUCUCUCUUAUUCCAAUCCUGUCUAAAGUGUUCGAGUCCUUGUUGAAAACACAGUUGUGUUCACAUUUUGAAGUCAACGGGUUGUUCUCUGCCUCCCAGUAUGGUUUCCGGGCCGGUCUAUCCACUGUGGAUGCGGUGGACAGCCUGAUUCAGCAUGUCUUGAGCUCCUUUGAGUCGGGUGGCUUUGCUGGGGCCACCUUGUGUGACCUCAGUAAGGCUUUCGAUACUGUGGAUCAUGACGUGCUGCUCUGUAAGUUAUAUCAUUACGGAAUCGGAGGUGUCGAACUGCAACUGCUCCGGUCAUACUUGGGGGGACGUGAGCAGCUGGUUGUUGUGAAUGGCCAGUGCUCUCGGUCUCGUCCUGUUGCCCAUGGUGUUCCGCAGGGGUCUGUCCUCGGGCCUCUGCUAUUUAUAAUAAUGAUGAAUGAUUUGCCCAGUCAUGUUGAAGGUGGUGUGGAACUGUUCCAAGUCCAAGGCCUUCUGUGCAUGUGGAAGCUGAGAUGCUCGUGGGUACAGAACGUCGAGUGUCUAUAG